AAUAAAAAGAAACGCACACAACUCUAUUACAAAACACAUACCCAAUAAGAUUACAAAAUUCCUCAAAUUUUAUUCACUUUUCUCACCCACCCAUUUCUCCUUGUUAGCUCCGCCACAACUUUCUAUAUAUAUACACAAACUAUGCCCUCCCCAUCCCUUCUCCCCACUCUGCAUUUCUCCGCCAUGACUUCAACUGUUUCCGCCGCCACCGCCACCACAACUCUGUACAAGCGCCACAAGAACACUAACUCCUCCUCUCUCGACAUGGCCAAGAAGCUCACUAAUGGUAGUGGUGGGGACCGUACUGUUUAUGGAUUUGAUGCUUCGUUCUUGAAAUGGGGUGUUAAUGAUGUGGUCAAUGUGGUUAAGAUUCAUUGGCUACCGUGUUUUUUUGCACUUGGGCUGUUGUUUUUUAUGGGUGUUGAGUAUACACUUUUCAUGGUGCCGGCUUCUGCUCCGCCUUUUGAUUUGGGUUUCAUUGUCACGCGCCGCCUUCAUCUCUUGCUUUCUUCGUGGCCGGAGCUCAAUACUUUAUUGGCUUUUCUUAAUACGGUGUUUGUUUUGAUGCAAACCACUUAUAUAUUGUGGACAUGGCUAGUAGAGGGCAGACCAAGAGCGACAAUCUCGGCUUUGUUCAUGUUCACUUGCCGUGGCAUACUUGGCUACUCCACUCAGCUUCCACUACCUCAGGAGUUUCUGGGGUCAGGAGCAGAUUUUCCGGUAGGAAACGUGUCAUUCUUCCUGUUUUUCUCUGGCCAUGUAGCGGGAUCAGUGAUAGCAUCUCUUGAUAUGAGAAGAAUGCAGAGAUGGGGAAUGGCAUGGGCAUUUGAUGCGCUUAAUAUCUUACAAACUGUGAGGCUACUCGGAUCGAGAGGUCACUAUACGAUUGAUUUAGCUACUGGUAUUGGUGCUGGCAUUCUGUUUGAUUCACUAGCCGGAAAAUAUGAAGAGAGCAAGAGAAAACAGGCCCUUCUUGCUAAAGAAGCUUCUUUGUUUAGUUGAAGAACAAUGUUAGUGUAUGGAAAAGAAAGAAAAUGUGGGCAAUUACAGCCUAAAACCAUACUCUUAAAAUGUCAAAAAAAAUGGUGAACUAGCUUUUUUUCAUGAAAAUUAGACCACCUCAAUUUUGAACAA
This is a messenger RNA of Mercurialis annua (annual mercury), 1134 nucleotides long. Its product is annotated as phosphatidylcholine:diacylglycerol cholinephosphotransferase 1-like. The record is from RefSeq and is a predicted model, not a curated record. Gene Ontology annotation, molecular function: diacylglycerol cholinephosphotransferase activity. The coding region runs from base 142 to 1002 and encodes 286 amino acids. The transcript is spliced from 4 exons. Lineage: Eukaryota; Viridiplantae; Streptophyta; Magnoliopsida; Malpighiales; Euphorbiaceae.